Molecule: messenger RNA, 3332 nt
Organism: Rhodamnia argentea
Lineage: Eukaryota; Viridiplantae; Streptophyta; Magnoliopsida; Myrtales; Myrtaceae
Product: pumilio homolog 12
Exons: 8
Coding region: 818-2920 (700 amino acids)
Biological process (GO): post-transcriptional regulation of gene expression
Cellular component (GO): cytoplasm
Molecular function (GO): mRNA binding
Source: RefSeq, a predicted model, not a curated record
UUCCCACGCGUAUCGACCCGAACGACUGCGAUUGUAUCUGCAUUGUUGUUUUCGGUGGCUUUUUGAUUUUGUUUUCGUGUUUUGGCGACACCCUUCUGGUUUUGGAUUGUGUCUCUGCUCUGGCAAUGCGAGGAUCACAGUUUCUUGUGCAAUCGUGACCUGAUCAUCGAUGUUUUGUGGGGGUUUUAGCAUAUUCUGUCGGUUGAUGUUAUGUGGAGAGGCCAAAUGUGGGGUCUGAGUUGCCCGUUUAAUUUAUGUUUUUUUUUUUCGGCACACUGGACGUAAAAAUCGAGGAGAGAAUGUUCUGCGAUUUGUGUUGAUCAGUCUGAUGAUUUUAAUGUAAUUCUGGGUUGGCGUGCUUUAUUGGCUCGAUUAUUCACUUGGGGGGGGGGUUUGGCUUUUAUAUUCCUUCGAUUUUGUCUUUGUUGGAUUUGACGGAUGGUUGCCUGAUUAGUCCUGCUUUGGUUUAUGUUGAAUUUUCCCUUAAUUCUUUGUUUCAGUGUCAGCUAAUACGACGACUAGUAUUUUUUUUUUUUAUAUUUUCUUCUUGUCAAGACUCCUCACUGCAUUGGAGAAACGACAGAAAGGCGUGAUUAUUUGAAAAUGCUCUCUUCAUGGAUGCUCUCGCUUGCUUGUAAAUCUCUGCAUUUGCUGCAAAGGAAUUUUCGGACUUUGUGAAGCUGCAAAUGGAGGAAGGCAAGAAUGAAAUAGAGUUCGAUGAGUUUGAGAAGCUUCUAGCUCGCUGCCUAUACUUGUCAAUUCAUGCAGAGGGCCUUCGAGUGAGAAAUAUUCAACUAAUGGGGGUCUGCACGUAUCGAUGAAUGAAGUUCAGCGGCCACUUGUCAAAACUGCUCAGAUGGAGGGAAGGAAGCUGCCAGAUGACCAAUCCUUCAUAUCUGCUUUUGCAGACUUGAGCUUUUCCAAUGGACUGACAUCAGAAGCUGUUAAUCAUCCUUUGACUAAUUGUUUAUCCUUGCCAAAUGAUGCCAUUUGCUCUGGAAGCCAGUACCCUAUCAACUUAAGGUUUCAUGAUCUGGCCGGAGAGUCCCUAUGUAACAAUGUAUGGCAAUCAGAAGAUGGUGGCUUUUAUGGUUCUAACAAGUAUCGUAGCACAGAGUUUGGCAAACAGAAUGCAAAUUUAGUAGAAGUUAAUGGCGAAGUUCACAGUGGGCGACAAUUCGGUACUUACCAGCCAAUUGAAAAUUAUGCUGCUGCAGUGCCAAUCAGCGGAGGGGUUUCUUUCAUACCAAAUGUACCUAUCCAGACCCAAGAGUUUCCCAUGAUUCCUAAUAAGCCGCACUAUUUCACUAAUCAGCAAUCUCAGUUCUCUUCCUUCUAUUCACCACGACAAAUCCAAGAGUCUCAGUUUCCUUGCAGAAAUGUAGAGGAGGAACACUUCCACAGUAUGCAUCAGCAACACCUGUAUCUCCAGCACUUGUAUAGCCAUCAGUUUGAUUCUCAGCAUGCUGUGCAAGAUAAUGCCUAUUUCACCACUAGGGUAGUGAAUCAAAAUGCCAGUCAAUCCCAUUAUGAGAUGCCAGUGGCUCACUUACUCGAACAAUCUAAGCAGGGACCAUUUUUGCGCUCAUGUGGAAAUUCGCAAUGUAAGCAACCCCGUGUCGAGUUUUCUUCUGGAGAUGUCCAUACCGUGCAAAACUUUGGAAGAAUCUCCCAACAGGUUGUGCCUGAAAAGAUUCUAACAAGGUCAUGUGGCCUAAAUGCAUUAAGAGCUUUGAAAUUUGGCUCUGUUCGAGGAAAUGAAUUACUAAGCCACAUCAGCCGGAGUGGAAGAGUUAAUUUGAAUGGUCAACACUUGCACAACCUGUGCAAUCCUAGUACAGGAUGUUUACGAUCAGAGAGUUUGAACCAAUGGGGUUCCUUCCCUGAUACAGCCAGUCUUAGAAGUGCUGAUCUGAGGCUGCAGAGGUGUAACAGUCUGGAUGAAGUCAGCGGAAGAAUAUAUCUCAUGGCCAAGGACCAAAAUGGUUGCCGCUUUCUCCAAAAGAAGUUCUCCGAGGGAACAAGAAAGGAUGUUGAGCAGAUAUUUUCUGAGGUCAUUGACCACAUAGUCGAGCUGAUGACAGAUCCUUUUGGCAAUUACCUAGUCCAGAAGCUGCUGGAAGUGUGUGAUGAGGAUCAGAGAAUGCGAAUACUUCAUGUUAUCACUAGGAGACCGGGUGAUCUGAUUCACAUUUCAUGUGAUAUGCAUGGGACUCGAGUUGUUCAAAAGGUUCUUGAGACCCUUAAAACUGCAGAGGAGUUCUCUGUUGUGGUUUCUGCCCUAAAACCUGGUAUAGUAACUUUAAUGAAAAACACAAAUGGGAAUCAUGUCGCUCAGCACUGUCUACGCUACUUACCGCUGGAAUACAAAGAGUUUCUGUUUCAAGCUGCAGCUGCUAAUUGUCUCGAGCUGGCUACAGACCGCCAUGGCUGUUGUGUGCUUCAGAAGUGCCUCGGUCAUUCUGGUGGUGAGCAGAAAUGCCAUCUGAUCUGUGGGAUCACAUCCAAUGCUCUAAUCCUUUCACAGGAUCAAUUUGGGAACUAUGUAGUGCAAUUUGUUUUUGAGCUUCACGUGCCCCAUGCAACGAGAGAUAUACUUGACCAAUUGGAUGGCAAUUACGGAGACUUGUCCAUGCAGAAAUAUAGCAGCAACGUUGUGGAGAAAUGUCUGAAAUUUGCAGGUGAAGAACAUCGCACUCGCAUUAUCGAAGAGUUGAUGGAUGAUCCUCGGUUAGCUCAGAUCAUGCAAGACCCUUUUGGCAACUUUGUCAUCCAAGCUGCACUUGAAAAAUCAAAGGGAGCUCUUAAAGCUGCAUUUGUGGAUGCUGUAAGGCCCCACGUUCCUGUGCUUCGGACAAACCCGUAUGGCAAGAAAGUCCUCUCAUGCCCCUCCUUGAAGAACUAUCGGUGGUAUGAUUGACUGAGAAAUCCGCAAGCUCUGGUAGGAGCGCAGAACAAGAGCUUGCGAUCAACUUGGCACGUCUCAUUUCAAGAAUUUUGUAACCUUCAAUUAGGACUUUGAGAAAGAGAUAUGUUACAAGCAUUGUAAAGCAACAGCUGGAAUUUUUUGUUGUUCCGUAGUCCAUACACAUCUUUUCUAAGUAUAAGUUUGGUCGGACUCCUGUGAAGCUGAGCUUCUAGCACGGUUCCAGCGUAGAUCAGCAGUUUUUGCACAGAAAAAUAAGGAAUUGUAAAGGUGUAGAGUACCUUCAAAAGCUUAUGCAGGGCGGAGCUCUGUUCUUUUGAUCUAGCGGCUUCCGUGCCCUAGACCUAUGUUGAUCUCUGUACAUGCUAUGUUGGCAUCAUUCUGUGACAGAUCGUUGUUCAUUUAA